Emys orbicularis (European pond turtle) is the source of this 1350-nucleotide messenger RNA. It is a transcript of the gene OMG, whose product is annotated as oligodendrocyte myelin glycoprotein. Lineage: Eukaryota; Metazoa; Chordata; Testudines; Emydidae. Gene Ontology annotation, biological process: neuron projection regeneration. Gene Ontology annotation, molecular function: protein binding. The coding region runs from base 1 to 1350 and encodes 449 amino acids. The transcript has a single exon. The record is from RefSeq and is a predicted model, not a curated record.
AUGGAAUACCAGAUACUGAAAACACGUCCUUGUCUACUGGUCCUUCUGAUUUUUAUUCCCACUGUUCUGUGCAUUUGUCCUUCUAAGUGUACGUGCUCAGGAAACAACAGAAAUGUGGACUGUUCUGGCAGAAACUUGACUACAUUGCCACAUGAACUUCAAGACAACAUUACAUAUUUAAAUCUGUCUUUUAACCACUUUGUUGAUCUUGAUCAUCAGCUGACUCAGUUCACCAAUUUGAGGACCCUUGAUAUUUCAAAUAAUUGGCUCAAGAACAUUCCUGCUCAUCUGCCCAAGUCUCUAUGGGAAAUAUAUGCCACGGGUAACAAUAUUAAAGUUCUUCAGAAACUUGAUACAGCUUACCAGUGGAAUCUUAAAGUGCUUGACGUUUCCAGGAAUAUGGUAGAGAGAGCGGUACUUAUCAACAAUACAUUGAGCAGUCUCAAGUUUCUCAAUCUCAGUAGCAACAAACUUUGGACAGUUCCAACCAAUAUGCCCUACAACAUAGAGACGGUGGAUCUAUCAAACAACUUCUUAACACAAAUACUUCCAGGAACACUGGUGAGGCUGCUACAUCUCACAAACAUUUAUCUGCACAACAACAAGUUCACAUAUAUUCCUGACAAAGCUUUUGAUCGGCUCUUUCAACUACAAGUCAUAACACUUUAUAACAACCCAUGGUCAUGCAACGAUAAGCAAAAUAUCCCUUACUUGCUCAAGUGGGUGAAGGAAACAGCAGCCAUUGUGAUAGGGUCUCCAUGCCCCAAUCAAACUACGUCUUGGAUUAAUGCCACCCCACUUUUGUCUGCUCCCACAGUUACAGACACUAACCUCAGGGGUAAAGGAACAAAGGCAGUAGACACGAAUGGCUCUCCAAUGGCAACUGACCCAAUCCAAGUGACAAAAAUACGUGAACAAUUUCGAGCAAAUGAAGUUACAUUAAAUGCUACCUUAAGCCAAACUGUAUUAUUUACAAGCACAGAUAGACCAUUACUCCUCUAUCCAGAAGUUCCGACUACUCAAAAAAUUAGUUCGCAUGAAGCAGCAGCCACACACACUAUCUACAUUAAAAAUUCAACUGAUGUGAACUCAAGCAUGAUGAGUUCAACAGGAUCAUCCACUACUCCCAUGACCCUAAGUAUUACCAGCAGAAUGCUAACAAACUACUCUAAAAUGCCUGCACAAAGCACAACUGCUACCUUAAGGAAAGAGGAGUCCACCACAAAUAUUUUUAACACUCAUGCGCCCUCCAAAGCAAGCAUUUGUGAGGUGUAUUCAUUCUAUGUUAUAAAGCUUAAUGCAGUGGCAGUUCUGAUUGGCCAAGGGCUUGCAUUUUCUUCUGAAAAUUAA